This is a messenger RNA of Quercus lobata, 2570 nucleotides long. RefSeq names its product cation/calcium exchanger 4-like. Gene Ontology annotation, biological process: transmembrane transport; monoatomic cation transport. Lineage: Eukaryota; Viridiplantae; Streptophyta; Magnoliopsida; Fagales; Fagaceae. Gene Ontology annotation, molecular function: monoatomic cation transmembrane transporter activity. Gene Ontology annotation, cellular component: membrane. Bases 533 to 2482 code for a protein of 649 amino acids. The transcript has a single exon. The record is from RefSeq and is a predicted model, not a curated record.
AAGUGAUUAAAAAGCUUUGCUUUCAGAUUGGUACGAGGAUAUGUAAACGUGGAAAAGAUCCGGAUAAUUUUUAUUUAGAUAUUUUCUUUUUUUAUAAAGCCGACAAACAUGGGAUCAAAAAGGAAACCUGAAACCCAAGCUAAGUCUUGCUUUGUUCAAAGGCGUUCCCUCAUUCUUUGGAAAAGAUAUUGUUGAUAAGGUACUCGGGAUUUCUCUUUCAUUUUCACUGUCCUGUUUGUUUGCUUUCUGAUUGAAGAUAAAAGCAUACAAUUUUGAUUCAUUUUGCUUCAAAUUGUGUCCAAUGCAAGGUUUGGGGUUUUGUUGAUCAUUAAUUAAGGCCUUGGAGUGAUUUGGUAUCUGGGUUUUGUUUCUUUUCUUAUAAAUUUAAGCUUUCAGAGUGAUUUUGUAUCUGGGUUUUGUUGCUCAUUAAUUAAAGCCUUAGAAUGAUUUUAUAUCUGGGGUUUGGUUUUUUUGAAGUUUAGUUGGCUCUGUUGCACGAAAUUUGAGAUCUUUAGUGAGAGAUAUAUAGGUAAUGAAGGUUUUUAAUAGGUUAAAUAGUGCAAGACACUCAAAAUUCCACGGGAUUUUCAAUGGAUUUAGUGCUGUUCUCCUAUUUUUCUUCUUCUGCAAGAAGGUAGAUAUAAUUAAAACCCCUCUUCUUAAGCAAUCUUCCUUGUUUUUUAAUCCAAAUUCGACUCCUCAAGCUGUUUUCGGUGGUAGUUCGGGUCACAUUGCAGUAAUUCAUCGUGGAUUUGGUGAAAUCCGUGCUAAUGCAUCGGGUUUAGGUGAUGAGUCUGAUGAACAUAAUGGUGUGAGCAGUUCUUCAGAGUGCAGUGGAUUGCAUAAACAUCAUGGUUAUGCCAACCAAUGUGAGUACUUGAAAGCAAAUACGGAAUGUUCUUUGGAUGGGUUAUUUGAUUACUUAAGGUUCUUUUAUUGUGACUGUCAAGAUUUCAGUGUAUUGGGGUAUGCAGUGUUGGGUGCGUGGGUUGCCUUGUUGUUCUAUCUAUCGGUUACCACUGCAGCCGAUUACUUUUGUUUUUCGCUUGAGCAGCUCUCAAGCCUGUUGAAGCUGCCUCCAACUGUUGCUGGGGUUGUGCUUCUGCCUCUUGGGAAUGGAGCACCGGAUGUGUUUUCCAGUAUUGCUGCUUUUGCGGGUACAGAUACAGGUGACGUGGGUCUAAACAGUGUGUUGGGUGGUGCGGUGUUUGUUACUUGUAUUGUUGUUGGGACUAUUUCUUUAUGUGUUGCAGAGAAGAGGAUUCAGAUUAAUCGGAAUUGCUUCAUAAGGGAUAUGAGUUUCUUUCUAGUAACUCUUUUGUCACUUUUGUUGAUUUUGAUCAUUGGUAAGGUGAGUGUAGGGGGAGCCAUUGCCUUUGUAUUGAUUUAUGUGGUUUAUGCAAUUUCCAUUGCUGCAAAUGAGAUUUUGAGGAAAAAUGCUUGGAGGUUGAAAUUGGAUGUUAUUACACCAUUGCUUCCUGUCCAACAAAGUGUAGAGGAUGUGCCUAUACAUAGCCCCUUGUUUGAGAUUGAGACCAAAAGUGAUCCAACGCUUCUCCACAAUUCGUUGCCUCAAUUGAUGUGCACUUCAAAUGGGGAAAUAUAUUCGAACCAGACAAUGCUUACAUUGGAUAAUGAAACCCCUCCGUGGGGGUGGAAUGGUGAGAGCAUGGAGAGCAAUGGCUCAUGCUCAUGUUGUAAGCUGUUUUGUUCUAAGCUUUUUUUACUGAUUGAGAUGCCAUUGACAGUGCUAAGACGGUUAACAAUUCCAUUAGUCGACGAUGAAACAUGGUCGAAGGCAUAUGCUGUUUCGAGUGCUACAUUGGAUCCCAUUCUUCUGGCAUUUCUGUGGAAUACCCAAGAUGAUUUGGGUUCUGAAAUUAGAAUAAUUACAUAUAGUAUUGGUAUAGCAGUUGGUUGCACACUUGGUAUUCUUGCGUACUGGUAUACUGUACCUGAUCAUCCACCCCAGAAGUUAUUAAUUCUCUGGGUUUUAGGUGGAUUUGUUAUGAGUAUUGUAUGGUUCUAUAUGAUUGCUAAUGAGCUUGUUGCUCUAUUGGUGGCAUUUGGUCUAAUUGCAGGUGUUAAUACAUCCAUCCUUGGAGUGACUGUUUUAGCUUGGGGCAAUUCAGUAGGUGACUUGAUAUCGGAUGUUACAUUGGCAAUGCAUGGCAAGGAUGGCGUGCAGAUUGCUUUAUCUGGAUGCUAUGCCGGUCCCAUGUUCAACACACUUAUUGGUUUGGGGUUCUCCUUGCUGCUUGCAGCCUGGUCAGAGGGAGGUUCAUACACAAUUCCACUAGACAGUAGCUUGGUUUACACCAUGGGGUUUCUCAUAACAGCACUAAUCUGGGCAUUUGUUGUUUUACCUUUGUGUGACAUGCGCCCUACUAGGACAUUAGGAGUGGGCCUUAUUGCCCUCUAUUUGAUAUUUCUUUCUUUGAGGCUGGUCAGUGCUUUGGGACUUUUCUCAUUUGCAAUUUGAAGUUGACAUUUGAGUUAUGUUGUAAUUAAAAGGACCAGUUUAUCCAAAACCUUUGGUGCAGAUAUAAUGUAUUGAUAUACAGAGGCUA